UCUCCACCUGCCGACGUCGCAGGCAAUCGCGAGCGGACACGACACGAAGCGCAGCGCAACCUGUCAACAGUGUCAACUGUAGCCCACGUUUGACGCACAUGACUGGUAUACGCGGCGAUCAAAACAUGAUAGAAUAGCCCGUGUGUGUGUGGAAAGAUGUGGGGUAACUACUGGGGCGUGUAUAAUGGGCUGUGUGUGUUGCUCGUCUCCCUCGUGCGCGGCCACGAUUUUCGGCACUUCGACGACACGGUCAUAUUCAAGAUAAACUGGGCCGGGAAGAGCGACGCGGAGCUGCUGGAGCCGCACCCGAACGCGGAGCCGUACUUCAUAACCACCGCCAGCAACGAGCGGUACAGAUGCGUCAUCCCGGACGCGACGGAGGAGGAGCACGAGUACAGCGAGACGUACAAUGGGCCGAAUCCGAUUGAGCUUCUGCAGCCGAUAUUUGCUCAGAACAGCUGCUCCUAUAGG
Messenger RNA from Wasmannia auropunctata (little fire ant), 471 nucleotides. Its product is annotated as endoplasmic reticulum lectin 1-like. The annotation marks the transcript as partial. The record is from RefSeq and is a predicted model, not a curated record. NCBI's taxonomy places the organism in Eukaryota, Metazoa, Arthropoda, Insecta, Hymenoptera, Formicidae. The transcript has 2 exons.